Humulus lupulus (European hop) is the source of this 1549-nucleotide messenger RNA. Its product is annotated as protein trichome birefringence-like 41. Gene Ontology annotation, cellular component: Golgi apparatus. Lineage: Eukaryota; Viridiplantae; Streptophyta; Magnoliopsida; Rosales; Cannabaceae. Gene Ontology annotation, molecular function: O-acetyltransferase activity. The transcript is spliced from 4 exons. Bases 1 to 1278 code for a protein of 425 amino acids. The record is from RefSeq and is a predicted model, not a curated record.
AUGGAGACUACUACUACUACUACUUCUUUCAUCAACGAAGGGUGGAAGUGGUGCAAAUAUUUAUGCUUCAUAGGCUGCCUCAUCUUGGUUUUUCUUCUCAACAAUAAUCCCUACUAUUCAACCUUUUUGGAUGUUCAAAACAUUGGUUUGUCACCACCAUUAGCGCCCAAUGCAUCAGACACUACUACCCUGCCAUUAUUGGAGAUACCAACAUCCCUCGGUAAUAAUAGUGAGCAAGCCAGUAGUGAUAAAAGAAAGGAAGAACAUUGUAACAUGUUCGAGGGAAAAUGGACUUAUGAUCCAGAGGGAAGUCCUCUCUACCAUAAUUCGCGGUGUUGGUUCCUUGACGAGCAAGUUAGCUGCAGGAGAAAUGGCCGCCCUGAUCAUGAAUACGAGAGAUGGAGUUGGCAACCACAAGGGUGUAAACUCCCGAGAUUUAAUGGUACAGAAAUAUUGGAGAAGCUAAGAGGAAAGAGAGUUGUCAUUGUUGGAGACUCACUUAACAGAAACCAGUGGGAAUCAUUGGCUUGCCUUCUUUACAGUUCUUUACCUCCUUCUCAAGCCUAUGUUAGCCACGGUAGUGGCACCUAUAAGGUUUUUAGAGCAAAGGAGUAUAAGUGUACUGUGGAGUUUUAUUGGAGCCCAUAUCUAGUGCAUUCUGAAGUGAACAAGACUAGUGGAGAACGUUCUCUGAGACUUGAUAAACUUUCUGACCCCAAUAAGUGGCAAGGAGCAGAUGUCAUGGUAUUCAACACCGGUCACUGGUGGGAUCAUGGAGGCAAACACAGAGUGAAAAACUUGUCUAAAACCAGGAAACAAAUGGAGGAGGAGGGUGAAUUCGAAUUACAGAUGGCCAUGGAGACUUGGUCUCGUUGGGUCGAUACAAAAGUGGAUGCCAGCAAAACAAGAGUCUUCUUCCGAAGCAUUUCACCAGAACACAAAGGAAAAGUAUGGUGCUACAAUCAAACGCAACCCAUCAUCGACGAUUCUUUCCUCCCUGUGUAUCCAAAACGAAUUGCAGAGAUUGUGGAAAGAGCAAUUCAGAAGAUGAAGACUCCAGUAACUUAUUUGAACAUCACCAACUUGUCUCAGACCCGAAAAGAUGCACAUCCAAGCAUUUACAAAGCAAAACAGGGUAUGAAUUUGAUGGCAUUGCAGCAUAAAAUGCCAGAAACUUUUGCUGAUUGUAGCCACUGGUGUUUGCCUGGAGUACCAGAUACCUGGAACAGAUUACUGUUGGCAACUCUCUUGGAAACCCCCAAAGACAGCUCUAGUUAAUAUUUAGUUGUUUGUUUUCCUUUCCAGAACAAUAGUCAUAAACCAGAAAGGUUGUGCAUACAUGAAGGCAUUAGUACUUUUGAGGAAAUCUUACAUCAAAGUCAAUCUUUGCUCGAAAACAUUAUGCAUAACUUUCCCAUGUAGAAAGUUAACUCAUUCAAUUGACUAUUACGUGUAUAAUGAGCAAUGGAAUCAAACCACGCUUCAUUACUUCACCGAACUUGUCUGCUAAUCCUGUGUUUAAUAUGAUUCAAUGCAAUGCAUCAGCAGG